Cydia fagiglandana is the source of this 1022-nucleotide messenger RNA. RefSeq names its product RNA polymerase-associated protein LEO1-like. NCBI's taxonomy places the organism in Eukaryota, Metazoa, Arthropoda, Insecta, Lepidoptera, Tortricidae. The transcript has 3 exons. The record is from RefSeq and is a predicted model, not a curated record. Bases 27 to 998 code for a protein of 323 amino acids.
UGCGUCGCGGCGGUUUAUAUUCCAACAUGGAGUUUAUACUGUUAUUAUCUAUCCUGAGUUUAUCUCUGGCGUUACCUAGUCAAGUUUCAGAUCCACAACCACGGCCCAACUGUAUCAAAAUGUCACCAGAGAAAGAGCAACAAAUCGACCAGAUAGUCGAGAAACUGGGGCGCUUCCUCAACAAACUGACCAUAGAGCACGAACACUUCGACAUCCGUCUCCUCAAGCUAUCCAUAGAGCAGCACACCGAGGGCGAGGACGAGAAAGAGACAGUGCUGCAGCUCUCUGUCAACGACUGUCAACUAUCAGGUGACGAAUUAGAAGAGAUUGAUCAUCACAGAGAAAAGGCGAAGCUAGAGAGAGAAAAAUCUGAAAAAGAAAAAGAAGCAGAGUUGAAAAAGGAAUCUGAUACAAAUGAGAAACAAGAUCAUACUUUGAAAGAAGAAGAGGAAAAUGAUAAUAAAUCUAAUAAUAAUAAGACACAAGACCAAAUUUCGAGUGAAAAAAUUGAACAAGAAAAUAAUAAAAACUCGGAAGCUCAUGAAGAAACAGAAAUAAAUACAGAAGAAGGAGAACAAAACGAUGAUAAUUUAAAGAGUAUCGGCAUAGUAAAACAAGACAAUCAGGAAGAUGACAAAUUGAAGAAUAAAGACAGAGAAGUAAAAAAUAAUGGCCAAGAAGAAGAGCAAUUCAUUAAUAAUGAUACAGAAGUACGACCUGAGGUUAUGAAUUUAGAUUUGGACGAUAAUGGACAGACGGUUGUGGAUGUUUUGGACAGAAAGGAAAAGGAUCCGAUAAUUGUUUACGUACAGAAACGUAACUCAGGACAAAAUAAUAUUGAUAAAGAAGUACAACCUCAUGUUAUGUAUUUAGAUUUGGACGAUAAUGGACAGAAGGUUGUAGAGGUUUGUGACAAACAGAAAAAGAAACCGAUAAUCGUUUACGUACAAAAGCGUAACCCAGGACAAUCCGAGUACUGGUUUCUUAAAAGCAGAUAGUGACGUGCCAGUUGCUGAUAAAUA